Alternaria incomplexa is the source of this 348-nucleotide messenger RNA. RefSeq lists its product as uncharacterized. The record is from RefSeq and is a predicted model, not a curated record. NCBI's taxonomy places the organism in Eukaryota, Fungi, Ascomycota, Dothideomycetes, Pleosporales, Pleosporaceae. Bases 1 to 348 code for a protein of 115 amino acids. The transcript is spliced from 2 exons.
AUGCGUUCUCUCGUCAAAAAGGGUAACACCAUCCAUGUCCCCGCCCAUUUCCUGGGUGGUGAGAAGAGCGAGAAGAUCACCCUGAACUGGAGCCAGUGGCUAGGAUCUCACAGUGAAGACUAUUAUGUCUGCAACUACACCGUCAAGUCCGGUGUAGACGACGCUAGUGGUCUCAUCUUUGUGCAGGCCGACAAGGUUGAUGAGUUCAAAUCGAAGAAGACAGACGGAGAAGAUCUCACGGUCACGGUCGACGAGUCAUUCGAGUACGGACAAAACGUCGAUAUGACCAAGCGUUUCCUCGUGUUUCACAACACAGACAACAGGCCCUAUCAGGUAAUUGAGCUAUGA